AUGUUGGGAUGGUCUGGUCUAGCUGUUGGUAUUGAGGAUCUUGUCGCUGGUAUAGCACUCUUCUCAUUGGUAUUUUGGGCAUGUAAAUGGUCUAAAAAUGUAGAGUUGAGCCUUGUACAGGUGUAAGGAAUGGUUGGUCUUGAAAAGUGGGUGGUUUUUGGAUGGAUUUGAGGCAUUGAGACUUUAUGGGUAUCAAUUAUGGUGCAAUUUGGUACUGGAAAUGUGUUGAGUUUGGUAAUGGAAAAUCCUUUGGCCUGAGUGGUUAACAGUGUUGGCUUAAUCUAAUCUCACAUUCUCAUCGUGUUUGGUAAAUGGAAUCCCCGAAAACUUAUUGAAAUUGUAUUGUUUUAGGUUCAAACAUGACCCCAUCGCCAUCAGCUCGCUCUCGCAGCCGUUCUGCAUCAAGGGAACGCACUUCAAAGAGACGUCAUCGUUCCAGAACUUACUCACGUUCUCCAUCACCGUCUUCCAAAACAUCUAACCGUCUUCACAUCGCUAACAUCGACGAAUCCAUCAGAAAACGCGAUAUUGAGGAUGCUUAUGGAAAGUUCGGCAAAUUGUCGGAUAUUUGGGUGGCUUCAUAUCCACCAUUCUACGCAUUUGUGGUGUACGAACAUGCUGAUGAUGCUCAGGCUGCUUUGAAGGUAAGUAGUUGGUUUUUACAGUUAUUUUUGCUUUUAGGGGAAAUGAUAUUAAACUAGGUAAAAAAUAUGGUUUUUUGAUAAAAUAUUUUUUUGUGAAUAAUUGUUAAUUUCAGGAAAUGAAGUCAGGAUACGUUAGAGACUGUCACAUCAGAACAUCGAUUGCUUUGCCGCGUAACAGCGGCCGUCGUGGACCUCCACCACGCCGAUAUGGAGGAUAUGGUGGUGGCUACGGACGUCGUUCUCCAUAUGGCGGUGGAUAUGGCCGAGGUCGUUCACGUUCACCACGUCACUCUAGACGCCGCUCACCUUCUCCACCACGUCGCUCCAGAUCCCCACGCAGAAGAAGACGUUCGUCAUCCGGUGGCUCUCGCUAA
Bursaphelenchus okinawaensis is the source of this 1018-nucleotide messenger RNA. NCBI's taxonomy places the organism in Eukaryota, Metazoa, Nematoda, Chromadorea, Rhabditida, Aphelenchoididae. The record is from the annotation of a GenBank genome assembly.